ACGAAAGUAGGUUACCGCGAGGGGAGGGGAGAGAGAGAGAGCAGGAGCAGAGCGAAAUAGAUGCGGAGCGCGGGCUGCAGCGCAGUGCACGGCGCGCGGACACCCAUAGCAGCCUGUACUGGAUAAACGAGGAGGAAGAGAGUGUCAGCAGUCAGCAACCGACGACGCCGACGACGUUUUCCUCCGCUUACCCGCGGACACACGGCUUAGAAAAACGUCCGAGGAUUUGCUUUUUUUAUUUUAAAAAAGGCUCCGUUUCGGAGCUGUGAGAAUUAUAUGCGAUUUACAUUGUCACUUUCAUGAUUUUGGGUUUGUAUGACUCGAAGAUCAUAAAACAGCAAAAUGAGAGCUCAAAUAGAGGUGAUCCCAUGUAAGAUCUGUGGGGACAAGUCAUCUGGAAUCCACUAUGGUGUGAUUACCUGUGAAGGCUGCAAGGGCUUUUUCCGACGCAGCCAGCAAAACAAUGCCAUGUACUCCUGCUCCCGGCAACGGAACUGCUUGAUUGACCGCACCAACCGCAACCGCUGUCAGCAUUGCCGCCUUCAGAAGUGCCUGGCACUGGGGAUGAGCCGUGAUGCUGUAAAAUUCGGGCGCAUGUCAAAAAAGCAGCGCGACAGCCUCUAUGCUGAAGUCCAAAAGCACCAGCAGUCGCAGGAGCAUGCGGGCAGUGUAACCCUGGAGGAGGGAGGUGAGGGCGGGGGCCACAACCGAGCCUACAGCCGGGGUUCCAGCUCAGCCCUCAGCGACCUAGAUGACAUCACAACACUGCCUGAUGGGCUCUUGUUCGACCUGCCGCUCACUCCUGAGGGUGCUGGGGACUACUGCACCCUCGAGCUCCUGGGAGGCAGUGGCGGGAGCAGCUCCUCCUCGCAGAGCUCACCUGAGCAGAGCGGGCCAGACUUUGCCGAAGGCAGCCACAUCAAACACGAGUAUCAGCCGCUGCACGAGCCUAGCUUGUUUGCGCACCCACUCUUCGGCAGCCUGCCCGAAGGCUGCUCCAUGCUGGAGAUAGAGCGCAUUACACAAAACGUGGUGAAAUCGCACCUGGAGACAUGCCAGUACAGCACUGAAGAGCUGAAGAGACUCACCUGGACCUUGUACACACCUGAAGAGACACGCACCUUUCAAAACAAGCUUGCUCAUGUGUUCCAGUCUGCAGAAGUGAUGUGGCAGAAAUGUGCAGUGCACAUUACUAACGCCAUCCAGUACGUGGUCGAAUUUGCCAAGCGCAUCACCGGCUUCAUGGACCUGUGUCAGAAUGACCAGAUCAUUCUUCUGAAAGCAGGCUGCCUGGACGUCUUGUUGAUCCGCACAUGCCGGGCCUAUAAUCCCCUGAACAACACUCUGUUGUUCGAUGGCAAGUACACCAGUCCCCAGCUCUUCAAAGCUCUCGGCUGCGAUGACCUUGUCAAUGCCAUAUAUGAGCUGGCCAGAAGUCUGUGCCGCCUGCAGCUCACUGAGGAGGAGAUGGCUCUCUUCAGCGCCAUGGUCCUCCUGUCCCCAGACCGGCCGUGGCUGACAGAAACCCAGCAGGUCCAUAAGCUGCAGGAGAGAGUGUACCUUGCGCUGCAGCACUGUCUCCAUAGAGGUGGUGCUGGUGAGGAGAAACUGGCUAAGAUGGUGUCCAAGCUACCAAUGAUGAAGUCAAUCUGCAAUCUCCACAUUGAUAAGCUGGAGUUCUUCCGCUUGGUUCACCCAGAAACGGCAUACAGUUUUCCUCCACUCUACAAGGAGGUCUUCGGCAGUGAGAUCGCCUUCCCGGACUCCACCGAGAGUUAAACUCGUUCUGAAAAUGCGCAGAAAGAACUGAGAGAGAUGUAGGAAUCAAGAGGUAGAUAACUGGGAGGAACACAGACACCCAAGGAGCAACCAGCAGCUCAGUGACAAUCCUGCACACAACACUUUACAAAAAGUACAACACACUACUCCUACCUGUGGUUUUCCUUCUGUUCAGCGCAGCCAAAGCUGCAGCAUGAGCCGGUCUAGGAUGCAAACCCAUGACAUUCUGAACUACAGUAUUUUUCUACAUUUGCCGCUGGGUACGAUGUGCAUGCUACCAUAUGUCAAAGUAAAACUAGGCCGUUGUGCAAAAAAAAUUUGCUUUCUCAGCACCUCUGCUGUAAUAUUGUGCACCUUGUUCUGCGGUGUCAGUGUGACAUUCGACCUCCCAGCUCUCGCCACGCCCUCUGUGUGAAAUGAAUGUACCCUGCAGCCAUGCUGAACAGUCCCAGCUUGUGAUAGAAUGUACUUACAGUACUUCUCAUUUGAGGGGUUGUCUCUGAUGUCCGGUCACCUUCUCAUAUGGAACAUUGUCUCUUUUUACUGUCAAUAGUGCCCAUUCUUUGCUGUUUUUAUCGUCUGAACAUCCUGUUCAAAGGGACCAAGAUAAAUACACGUUGUACGAGUUACCGGUUUGGCAUGUUGCACACACCAUGUGCGUUUGUUAUUUUGUCACUUGUCUGGUGAUUUGCUGAGGCUGCGUCCAUGCAUCAGCAUUUAGCUACACUAACACGUGGCAGUAAGUCGUGAACCCAGACACAUUUUUGUACAGGCACACUCCAGAGGCCGCAUUUUGGAGCUGCUGUUUUUUAAGAUGCUAUGGAAGACCUCAGUCCCAUUUUCCCUUUCCCCUUUGCAAAUGCCACUUACAGAGACAAACAAAUGAAAGUAUUUUGAACUGUUUAGUUUUAUUUAUUCAUACAUUUCUAUAUACAUUUUAAUUUUAAAGUAUAUAAAUAAGGAAAUGUUGAAUACCCAGAAGAAGGUAUACACUUUACACUUUUGCAGACAGACAUAGUGGGUGGGAGAAUCUGAGAGGAAGGAGAGUUUGAACGGUCACCCACAGACUGCUUCAAUAUAUUCCAGGAUGAUAGGAGGAAGAAGUGGACAGAAAGCGCAUACCGUCUCUAAAAGGAGUUGUAAACUGAACCUAGAACUGUUCCCUCUGUUGACCUUUCCUCCACUCUCAAGGACGCCUGAUUUCCCACUUCGGAAUAGUUCAGAACAGCCGAGAGAGGGAAUCGCGUUUGGCGUUACCAUGUCUUUGUUGGACAGACUUUCCUGAUGGAGACAACAAAUGCAAGAAGGAUGUGUCUCAAAGGCUCACUUCCAAGCAUUUUGUGUGUUUUUUUUUUUUUUUUUUUCCAAGGAAAUUUUUCCCUCCUUCAAACCAUUGGUACACUGCCCAAAGUAGGUGGAAACUUUGCUCCUUGACACUUACAAGAUGGCAGAAGAGAAAAAAAAAUCACAAAGCAGUGAAAGUCAAGCAGCCAGACUGCAUAAAAAAACUGGAUAUUCAGAAGGAAGGUGAAAGAACCGCUGAGUACAGGGUGAGGUGCGGUUCAUACGACGAGCCUCUGGACUGAGCAGACAACAUUAUUUCAACUUUUCUGCAUUGUAAAACUUCACUGGAGGUCAGCAUUGUAUUGAUGUGUAUAUUGUGUGCCCUUUCCUCACCGAUGUUCCCCUGCCCGUUCUUGUCCAAACACCUUUGACACAGCUGAGGGUUGACAGAGCUAUCAGCUACCCCCCUGAGUUAGGGAUUAUUAUAGUUAGUACUUCUAUAUGUAAUAUCAUAUUUUGCAGUGCAAAAGACAGAGAAGGAAAAAAGUAUAGAUCUAUUUUGUACUAUGUAAUAUUUUCCCAUUCUAUUUAUGAGCAAGAUUUGGUAUAGCAAAUAUGCUAAUGUUGACAUAGUUUUUUCUUCUUGAGUAUUGGUUUCUAGCCUCAGUUUCAUCGAGCAGCCGUUCUAAACACUGAAUCCUCCGUAGAUGGUAUUUUUCUGCGAUAUUUUUAUGUUCUAAAAUGGCUAACAUGCCGAGAUGCAGUGCACAAAUUUGUGCACCUUCAAUGCGGGUCUAUCGACGAAAACAAGCUCUGGCUCAUUAAGUGAGUUGGAGCAGUUACUAAGUCACAAUUAGACAAUCGUUUAUGCAUUGCAAGCACAGCUUGUCCUCUUGCAAGAGCACUGUCCAGUUACAAGGCUUAUCUGCACUGUGUUUUGCUCUGCACUGCUGGAACAGUGCAGCUCCUCCAUAUUGUUUAUUGUAUUGUUGGAGUUCACAUGUUGGCAGUAGGGGAUCUUUUUGGUGCUGAAGAGAAUAGUGUCAUAACGGGACUGUGCAAUAACCAGUCUUUCCCAUUUCCAAAUGCUGAGGGGCCCCCAAGGGGUCUCCCUCAGGCUAAAUUAGCGCCACGGCCGAAGCUGCGGCUGCAUCGCAUCCGGCAUGAAAUGUUCACAAGCUCGGUAUUAACUGAUUUUUAAUCAGUUAUUGUGAUCCAUAAAAUAGUUGGAUGGAAACAAGUGGUGACCUCUUUUUGAAUGUCCAAGGUCUGUGUGUUACACAUGUGAUUAGUACAGGUAGUAUUUGUUGAACUGCAGUGCUGCCACAAGGCUCUGUGUGUAUGGAAGAAGUCCUCUAGAAGUUCUGCAGCCACUCAGGGAGAUAGCUGGGCUCUCAGUCUGACAGUGUCUUCUCCAGUUAGCCUAGCAGGACACCUUGCACCGAACAGGAGACCUUAAACCUUGAUCACUGUGUACAGUGUGUGUUCUCGUGAAUGUCGAAACACAGAAGUAUCAAAGACUUCACCCUUGUCUGAUAUUGAUAUUAUUACAGGACUUUUGAGCCUGAAUUGUAGAAGAUAUAGUCUCUAAAAUAUACAAAUAAAAUAUAAAGAUGGAUUUAUUCUUUGAAUCUAGUGUUGAAUUUAUUUUCAUUAAAUUGACUGUUUC
This is a messenger RNA of Scleropages formosus (Asian bonytongue), 4732 nucleotides long. RefSeq names its product RAR-related orphan receptor C a (gene rorca). Gene Ontology annotation, molecular function: zinc ion binding; RNA polymerase II cis-regulatory region sequence-specific DNA binding; nuclear receptor activity. The transcript is spliced from 10 exons. Lineage: Eukaryota; Metazoa; Chordata; Actinopteri; Osteoglossiformes; Osteoglossidae. Gene Ontology annotation, biological process: regulation of transcription by RNA polymerase II. The record is from RefSeq and is a predicted model, not a curated record. Bases 343 to 1779 code for a protein of 478 amino acids. Gene Ontology annotation, cellular component: nucleus.